Molecule: messenger RNA, 1882 nt
Organism: Cucurbita maxima (winter squash)
Lineage: Eukaryota; Viridiplantae; Streptophyta; Magnoliopsida; Cucurbitales; Cucurbitaceae
Product: probable serine/threonine-protein kinase PBL10
Exons: 7
Coding region: 229-1539 (436 amino acids)
Biological process (GO): protein phosphorylation
Molecular function (GO): protein kinase activity; ATP binding
Source: RefSeq, a predicted model, not a curated record
AUCAGUGAUGUUGUCAAUUCCAUGGGUGGAGAAUGUGGGGCCGAUGACUGACCCGUGACCGCCAUUGUUGCAAGUUUCUCCACCUUCAACCCUCUCCCACUCCGUCAUUCUUUAUUCUUUCUCACUAUCCAACAGAUUUUCCUCAAUUUUCCCGGUCAAAGUAGUCCCUCAACUCCUUCUCUAAUAAAUUUUCAAAGAUUCCGUCGCAAUUCGAUUCCACCCUUUUGAAUGUUUCUUUCCAUUUCCUAUAUCUGUCUCCUCACCUCCGAUUCUCUGCGGGCUCUGCGUCUCUGGAGCGAACAAACUGGCUGUGAGAUUUUUGGGCCAGUUUCCAUGGGGGUUUGCUUAAGCGCCAGAAUCAAAGCUGUUAGCACCUGCAGUACAGGAGGAAACUCAAACGGUGUUAGCAGGGAAGCAAAUGAUCUCUCCAGUUCAAGCAGCAACAGCAAGUUCUCAUCAAUAUCAAUUCCUCGGAGUGAGGAUGAAAUUUUGCAGUCCUCGAAUCUAAAGAGCUUUAGUUUUUCGGAACUUAAACUUGCCACGAGGAAUUUCCGCCCUGAUAGCUUGUUGGGGGAAGGCGGGUUCGGCUCGGUUUUUAAAGGCUGGAUCGAUGAACAUUCAUUUUCAGCUGCCAAGCCAGGAUCUGGCAUGGUUGUGGCAGUGAAAAGGUUGAAUGUAGAUGGCCACCAAGGCCACAAGGAGUGGCUAGCUGAAGUCAAUUUUCUGGGACAACUCCGCCAUCCGCAUUUAGUGAAGCUGAUAGGCUAUUGUUUCGAAGAUGAACAUCGGUUGCUCGUGUAUGAGUUUCUUCCCCGAGGCAGUUUGGAGAAUCAUUUGUUUAAACGAGGGCUGUAUUUUCAACCUCUUUCUUGGAGCCUUCGUUUGAAAAUUGCGCUCGGUGCUGCGAAGGGACUGGCUUUCCUUCACAACGAUGAAAACAAAGUGAUCUACCGUGAUUUCAAGACAUCGAACAUACUCCUUGAUACGAACUAUAAUGCGAAGCUCUCAGAUUUCGGGCUGGCCAAGGAUGGUCCUACGGGCGACAAAAGUCAUGUCUCGACUCGAGUUAUGGGGACGUAUGGAUAUGCAGCCCCCGAGUAUCUAGCCACAGGUCAUCUUAGUGCAAAGAGUGAUCUGUAUAGUUUUGGCGUUGUUUUAUUGGAGAUGUUAUCUGGUCGAAGAGCAAUCGACAAAAACCGACCACCGGGAGAACAGAAUUUGGUCGAGUGGGCGAAACCGUUCCUUGCUAAUAAACGCAAGACCUAUCGGUUGCUUGACACUCGCAUCGAACGGAAUUACUCCAUGGAAUCAGCUUUUCGAGUAGCAAUUCUUGCAUCACGUUGCCUAUCUGCAGAACCAAAGUUCAGGCCGAGUAUGGACGAAAUUGUUACGACGUUGAACGAUCUCCAGGAUUCCAAAGGAACUGGAGCUACUGGGAAUAGAAGGUCCAGGAGCUGCAAGCAAAACACAGAGAAGGGCAAUGCACACAAGGAAAUCACUGCUUAUCCUAGACCAUCAGCAUCACCUCUCUUUACGUAAGUUCGGGUCUCCGAAAGCAUAUCGAAAACCCGUUGAGGUGAUCGGAAACGGAGGAUGGAAGAAUCCGAGGUUUUAUACAUCCUCGAGCGAUUGUAUAGUGUUCUUAUUUCCACUCAUGCAUAAUUACGUUGCUGCUGUGAUGGGUAUAGCUAUAUUGUGCUUCAGUUUUGUAAUUUGUUUCUUCAUCUUUUUGUUCAGAUUUGUGUCUGGUAAGAUCUGUGUUACUGAGUCUGUUUGUUAUGCUCUUAUCUUUAUCACGAGUUACAAUUUGCGUCGGGUUAGUAUCUCAUUUUACUCCCGACAAAGAAAGAUUGAGAAAUCGUCAAAGAUGAGUUCUUUGUUA